AUGCCUCACUCAACCGAAUCACACAUCUUCGACCACAGUUUCGAGCCCCAAACUGUAUCGAUGCGAUCGCAUUUUCCGCGAAACGAUCCAACGAACCGGACACAAAGCAGCUGUACCGAGCGCGUAAACUCUGGAAUCGGGUUUGAACACCAGUGCACUGAUAUAUUCGAACCGAUACAAGCAGAACGUCUUUCGAGUGGUUUUCUUGCCGUUUUCGUGUGCAGCGUUCAGUUAAUGUUUUGUGUUUGGAAAAAUUUUAAGUUAACAGUAUAAAAUCCUUUCUCUAGAAGGGUUUGUUUACUUUGAACAAAUAAUUUGAGUUCUAACGAACGUGUGGAAAUACCUAAGCAGGCAUAAGUUGAAGAUCGCUUAAAGAAAUUUAACGAUCGUGGUGUCAAUAAAAAGAGUUGCUCGGAAAGGACAGUGUUGUAUUAUCAUAUACAUUCUGUGCAGUGUGUGUUAAUCAGUGGCAGUGACAAUGAUGGCGUAUCAUCAACGAGUUUCUCAGUAUCGCAGUCCUAGGAGAAUCGACUUCGAUGACCCAUCGACGACCAAGCCACCGAGCCUGGCCAAAUCGGCCGUGCUUGCCGCCCUCGAGGAGGAGGAACGCGAAAAGUCUCGCGGCACUGGUUUGAAGCGCGUUGCUUGGCCUCCACCAGCCGAGGGCCCUGAGUACGAGGUACAUCCAUCACAGCAGAAACAACACGCGGUAGGUCAGCAAAUCCCGCCGCAGCAGCAACAGCAGCAGCAGCAGUUCCAGCCGCAACAAUUCUACCACCAAACGAACCCUCAACAUCAGCAGCAGCAGCAUCAGCAGCCGGCUUAUCAGCAAACGAGCUUUCCACCACAGCAGCACCCGCACCAGCCGGUGGAAAGAAUCGUUCCCAUUCAAAGGGCUACAUCGAUCCAAUCGCCUCUGGGCACACCAACCAAAUCACCCGUUAAUCAGCUCAAGUACCCGACCUACCCGGGAUCUCCGCAGCCGUCAGUGCAUUAUCCAGCUGCUGGGCCACCCGGCGGCACUCGGGGACAGGCAUCGUCCACCGUCGCUUUUAGUGGAGGCCGUGCCGUACUGCCCAAUAAGCAGCAGCAGUACUACCAACAGCAGCAGCCGCGUGGUGGAUACGGCCAUCAAGCUGCACCACGCUCACCGGUGGUUCCCGUAGCUUCCCCGCGCUCACCGGGACUGUCUACCCUCGGCGGUAGUGGAAGCCCACGUGGCUGGGCUCACGUGUCCUCACCGGUACCGACCUACCGUCCAUCGCCCCAAUUCUCAUCUUCACCUUCUUCACCAUCUUCACCUUUCUAUCAGCAGCAACAGCAGCAACAGCAGCAGUAUCACCCAGGGUACGCUUCGGCCGGUCACACCGGAUCGGCCCAGCCAGCCGCCUGGUACGGUGCGAGAAAGCCUGAGGCUCAACAGCAACAACCGCUAGCACCACAGUAUCAGAAUCCGCUCCAGCAGCAGCAGCAGCCGUACCAACCGCAGCCCACUGAAGCUUUCCAACCGCUGACGGCACAACAGCAACAACCACUGUACCAACCAGCGCAACCACAGCAGCAGUUGCCACCGACACUGAUCACAACACUACGCAAAGAACCACCAAUGUCUCAGGAGCCCGCUCCCGUCUAUCAGACGCAACCGGUUGCUGCUAUUUAUCAAGGAGGUAGCAAUAUGCGCGGAGAUCAAAAGUGGCCCCCGGAGGAAUACAAGCGCCAAUCGGAGGUGGAUAACGAAGAACGCCGUAAGCUAGCCCAGCAGCCAGCGUUUCGUCCACGCCGCCAGCAGAAGGAUUAUGCCGACUUCUUUGCGAAGAAUGCACUGAACAACACGUACCCCGGCUAUCGGGCCCCACCUGGAACGCAACAUCACUCCUAAGCCGAUGGUAACACACUCGUGAUGUGCAGCAUGACGUAUCAUCUCAUCGCAUCGAAUAGCAGCAAAGGAGCAAAAGUAAAACAAUGCGCUGUUAGCGUUAGUGUAUUGGGACGUGCCACAAUUGGAAACUAAAGCAAAAGCAUCCUCAAAAGCUAGGGACAAAACGUGUUGGUACUGAGUUGCUCAAGAGAGAGAGAGAGUUGCUUCAAUCAAAAAAAGUAUUUACCAGAUGUGCGAAAAAUAAGUUCAAAAAGCGUUUAAUUAAACUAUUUCGCCUGCUUAGCGUUAAUCAUCUAAAACAAACAGGGCACACGUCCACAAUAAAACGAAACAAAACAUCACGUCACUCAACAAAACACAAGAAAACAUUUUCGAAAACCACACUAAACGAAACCAAAGCAAAUAGUAAGCGAAGACACAACAAAACACACCUUAUACAGUUAAGAUUUGCGGACAAGGAAGCAGACGAGCUAAUAAUAAUUAUCAUUACCUUAACUUUUGUAUCGCCAGGAGCUUAAGCAGGCUGCGCAAAGCUACUAGAUUUGAUUCGUUUAUCGUUUAUCGUUACAUUAAGCAGCAGAAGAUGAUGCGCGUUGAGAAUGGGCGCAUCAGUUGCGCGGUGGCUUUGAUCUUCCUGUGCCUUAUCGCGUGCUUCCUGUUCUCCGUUUCUAUGUGUGUUUUAAUUUGGUUCAAGUAUCAACCGAACGCAAAUCUGCGUACGUGAGAGGGGCAUAGCGCGGUAAAAGCAAAACAUUUAUUAAAUGUGUUAUUCCCCUGUUUAUUUACUUCUGUUCCACUAAUCCGCUUGUAACUUACAGCUUAUCGCUUGAGGAUGCAAAAGAAACUGAACAAAACACGAAUAGUGUAUAGUGUAUUACGCUUGUUUUACUACGACAGCAAAACCAAUGAAUGCCUGUAAGCGCUUAACGCUUAUGCUUGUGAUGUUUUCAAAACGAAACGUACAUUAAUAAAGGCUUAUAUUCGUUACAGUACAGUAA
This is a messenger RNA of Anopheles moucheti, 2877 nucleotides long. RefSeq names its product putative mediator of RNA polymerase II transcription subunit 12. NCBI's taxonomy places the organism in Eukaryota, Metazoa, Arthropoda, Insecta, Diptera, Culicidae. The record is from RefSeq and is a predicted model, not a curated record. The transcript is spliced from 7 exons. Bases 479 to 1879 code for a protein of 466 amino acids.